This is a messenger RNA of Bombina bombina (fire-bellied toad), 4508 nucleotides long. It is a transcript of the gene EFNA3, whose product is annotated as ephrin A3. Lineage: Eukaryota; Metazoa; Chordata; Amphibia; Anura; Bombinatoridae. Gene Ontology annotation, molecular function: ephrin receptor binding. Gene Ontology annotation, biological process: axon guidance; ephrin receptor signaling pathway. The record is from RefSeq and is a predicted model, not a curated record. Gene Ontology annotation, cellular component: plasma membrane.
GUGCCCGCGCCAGGCGCGCUCCCAGUUAGUGGAUGGCAGGUAGUGCGCUGCUUAGUGCGGUUCCCAGGAUGGCUUUGCAGUCUGUGCUGCUUUCCCUUCUCCUGUCACUAUUCUCCUUGGUCUCCGGGACUGUUGCUAACCGGCAUGCCGUGCACUGGAACAGUUCCAACUACCAUCUGCGGCGGGACGGCUAUACCGUUCAAGUGAAUGUGAAUGACUACUUGGAUAUUUACUGCCCUCAUUACAACGAGACAAUAUCUGAACAUAAAAUGGAGCAGUACAUCUUGUAUAUGGUGGGCUAUGAAGGGUACAGAACUUGCAACAUCAGCCAAGGAUACAAACGCUGGGAGUGCAACAGACCGCAUGCUCCUCACAGCCCAAUCAAAUUCUCUGAAAAGUUUCAAAGAUAUAGCGCCUUCUCAUUGGGGUAUGAGUUCUACGCAGGGCAUGAGUACUACUACAUCUCCACACCAACUCAUAACCACAGGCGUUCCUGUCUGAAGAUGAAGGUGUUUGUGUGCUGUGCAACCACCUCUCACUCUGGUGAAAAGCAUGUACCCAUGCCACAGUUCACGAUAGGACCAGAGGUGAAGAUUGAGGAUUUAGAUAACUUCAAUCCUGAGAUUCCAAAGUUGGAGAAGAGUAUCAGUGGGACCAGCCCUAAAAGGGAGCAUUUACAUUUGACUGUAGCAGUAUGUCUACUUCUUAUGACACUUUUAGCUUCUUAGUUCUCAUAGAGCAGAACCAAUUUGGAGGCCUUGUAAACUGAAUAUUGACUGAAGUAAAAACUCCACAAGAGACUAACGGUUGGACCCACGUAGGUGGGGUCCCAGCUGGGUGCAGAGGCCUGGUAUGAGGAGAUAAACACCCUUAACACUGUUUUUAGCUUCUUUUUUAAAAGACUCAACCUGUGCCACUUCAACAUACAAUAAAAAUAACUGGACCAGCAGAGUGAAGCAGCAAGUGGCAUCAUCUUCAACAUGACCACACUGAGCCAAAGCUCCUCUGCCACCAACUACCAAAUGAUCCUGAUUGGGUGGAUAAGUCAAAAUCUACUGGCCUAUAAAAAGUUUGUUUUCCAACGUGGCGGAGAUUUCUUCUCUAGUGCCUACACCCUCUCAGCCUCUGAGAAUAUGUGUCCUAGAUACUGCAGAACCCAAAAGGAAGAACAAAAAAUCAUAUUAAUUAGCCCCUUGCUAACACACAAUCUGUUUGCUUUAAACCCUGCUGUUUUCAUAAAGAUCCAAUGUAUGUUUUUGCCUACAAAACUGUGGGUCUUGCAUACCCAGGAGAACCAUACUAAUAAACCUCUCCUUCAGAUGAUUAAUUGGACCACUACAUUUUAGCAGGAAAAACCCAAUCUCUGGAGAUACAAUCCCAGGCUGCGUUCAGUGUCGAGUACUACUCUCACUCCAAUGUGCAGAUGUGCAGUUUUUCACAAUCAGUCCUGUCGAGCCUUUGUGUGCCAUGUUUGUAUGCUCAUUUUACACAAUAUCAGAUCAACCACCUCUGCUCUAAUUCGUGGAAACUUAACCCAUUAGUGACUACUUUUUACUUUACCUAAACUUUUUAUGAAGAAAGGACUUCUGCCUAUCAGACUCAAUAUCCCAUCUUUCUCUUAAUACAACUGGAAUCCAUCCCAGGACGAAAGACCGCUACAAGACACAGAACCUGAUUUCAUGAACCUUGAUAACCUAAUAUGAAACAGAAUAUUUAAUAGUCAAUCUUUUCUAAAAGUUGUCCCUUAAACAAUAUGCUAUAUCAUUAAAUUACAUAAAAUCUGGAAUUUACUAGAAAUAACUGACCCACCAUAACAAAUGUAUCUGAACAUUCCAUUUGACUGGUACCUAGUGUGCCUAUAAAGAAAAGGUCACAUUUUCUACAAAAUGCAAGAACCCAACCUCCCUUUUUCCAUAAUGUGAACACAGUGUCAGAACAUUUUUUUCUACACAAAAACAUUGUGCUCUAUACAAAUGAUAAUACGCUGUUCAUCAUCUAUUUUCUCCCUGAGUCCUAUUAUUAUUUUACAGUGACUGACCAGGGAAGGGGUAUCUAGCUGCUUUCAAGCUGAUAAUUUAUCCUAAUUUAAUAACAAACACUUAAGUAAACACUCUUCUUUCUUGGUCCUUAUAAAUUAUAAUACUACAGAUGUGCACCAUGUAGACCAGUCAUGUGUUUGAAGCACAAGCAUGGUAAGAUUGGCCGCAAACGUCAGUGACAGCAUCUAAACGUAUUUUUUUUAAUGAAGAGGUCAUUAAACAUGUCUUUGUAAUCCAGGAUCUGCAGAGCAACCCCUACAAAGAGUCCAGAAUUUGUGAUAACUUCAUGGCUAAGCCAUUUAUCUGUAAUCCUUUUAAAUCAGUAGAACAUGUAACAUCAUCAUUUUGUUAAAUGCAAUAUCUGUAGCGAAAGAGAACCCUGUUGUUAGGAUGUUUAGAAAGUGGGCCCUGGUUUCAUUAAAACAAUUGCAGAAAAGUGUGCUCUAAUAUUACUACAGCUAGAAAGCAUAUUCACAUGUGUUAUAAAACUACAAUGAAAUGCCCUGGUAAUAGAAUGAUUGAGCGUAUGGUUUAGCGUAGAAUGUUCAGAGUGAGUCAAAUUGUAAAAAGCAUAAGUAUCAAUAGGUACAUUUAAUGAGUAUCCUGGUGUUCCUGAAAGUGUUAGUUAAAAAAUAGAAGUGAAGCAAACUCUAGUGUCAAUAGAAAAGGUAGCCUGAAUCCAUGGUAUCAGCAGAACCGUUAGAGAAGGAAUAACUCCAUAUCAACGUAACAGUGAGCAUAUAAGCCAUGGUAAAAACCUCUAGAGCAGUGAUUAUUGACAUGGAUGUUAUUUUCCCCACUGAGCCAUUACUCGUGGUAUCUUUUUUUGAUCAUAACGUUGACUUUUUAAAAGUUUUGGUAACACUGAGUAACAUUGCCUAUAAAUACUUUCCAGCCCCAUAACUUUUCUUGUCCUAUCAUUCUAUUGCAUACACAACUUCUUGGGAUUUCACACUCAAUACAUAUUAAAUAGAGGGUAUUCCAUAGCAGUAUGAGAAGGGUUUACCCAAUAAAAAAAUUAAUAAAAGGUUGGGAAAUCUCGAUCUUGAGAUAGUAAUACUCGUGCCAGCCUCUAAUGUGAGGGAUUCAAUGGAAACUGAGUAUCUAGUGAGAGAGACUUGCUUAAUAAGUCCUUAUAUCAAUAUAAAACCGAGAGUGAGCUCUGUCAAACAACUACCAAGAAACACCUGGCAGCAGCACAUGAAAUUAUUGUCUGUACAUCAAUUAUCAUGUAAAUCGUGGCAUUCAUAAAACAGAUGGUGAGCACACUGGUAUCUGAACAUCGAGUGAGACAACCCUGUAAAGCAGUGUAGUGAUGUAGCCCUGGUAUUGGAAGAAAAUCUAUCAAAAGAGCCCUGUUAUCCUAAAAUAAAUGUUAAUAUUGCAGUUUACAUUAGAACAUGCUGCAAGAGCACCUUAGUAUUAGAAAACGUGUUAAACAUUCAUUAUGGUCAUUAUUAUUGGUUUCUCAUGUAGUGACUGCAUCCUUUUCCUAUUUACAUAGAUCAAAUUGCUUUAGACACAGGUAUAAUCUGAGCAUUAUUACAAUCAGUAUAACAUGGGUUAGAAUAGUGUUACUAGUGUCAGCUUGUGGUUCAUAUGCAGUUUAUUAUUUAUUGCUCUGCACUUUCUAUCCUUUUUAAAAAUAAUACUAGGGAGUCUCCACAUCCAUCUGUAAAACAAGAGCAUAAUGGAAACUAAAUACAAAACUUUGACAAAAUGCGCUACAUUUUUAAACAUUUCCAAACCACACAGUCUUUAUUUUGAGAAAAAGCUUUGAAAGGCCUGUUAUGAGGAUGAUUAUCUGCUUUCUUUCUGGGUUGAUACGCGCAUGUAGCAUUCAUUCCUUUAGGCUGAAUGGCUCAACAUAAAUUUUCAGAUCAUCCACCAACUACACUUGGCUGUAAUGAAUGAAAAACACUCAAGCAAGGGAGGGUACCCAAGUACUCUGAGGCACCCACAAAGAGCUAUCUCAGACCUUGUUGACAGACAGAUCUGUCCAACGCAUUUUCUGCACAAUGGACUUGUGACACCUUCUCCCAAGCUCUCUAAAUUUAAUGCCUUCGGCCUCUGUUGGAAAUAUUUGAACAAUGAAAAAAAAAAUCAUCGUCUUGGACACUAUAAAACUGCCCUCUGUUGGGGUAGAAGUGGUUUGUGUGUGUAUAUAUAUGUAUAUCUUUCCUAUAUUUAUAUAUACAUAGAUUUAUGUAUAUAUAUAUGGUCUUUCUAUCAAUGUAUACAGAGCAGAUGUAUAAAUGUUCCUUCUGAUGAAAUGUAAAUAGAUUUGAACGUGAUUUCUUUGUCAUGUCUUCUGUGAAGGCACAUUUCCCACCUAUGCAAUGCACAGACACUUUUCAGAGAUUUAAAAACAAAACAACAAAAAAAAACUUAAACCUUUUUAAUGAACUGCUUUGGCUGUGAUUUUCAUAUUCUGCUGUUAAUCUAUAAAGAAUAAAACUUUGAAAAGCA